Molecule: messenger RNA, 4962 nt
Organism: Xiphophorus maculatus (southern platyfish)
Lineage: Eukaryota; Metazoa; Chordata; Actinopteri; Cyprinodontiformes; Poeciliidae
Product: mucin-2-like
Exons: 11
Coding region: 10-4839 (1609 amino acids)
Biological process (GO): actin filament polymerization
Cellular component (GO): cytoplasm; actin filament
Molecular function (GO): actin binding; microtubule binding
Source: RefSeq, a predicted model, not a curated record
UCUGUCAACAUGUUGCCGUCUGUGUUGCUGCUGCUGUUAAUCAGCGGAGCUCAGGCUGCUUAUUAUGGUGCAGUCUUUACCUACGCCGUUGGAAACCUUCCGCCAGGUGGAUAUCCAGCAGUCAAAGACUUUAAGGCGAGCUUCAGCUCAUGUGAAGAGUUCGACUCUCGGGUUUGUUAUGGAGACUGUAGUGGGAUGCCAGUUUAUCCAGUCGAUGAAAUCAGAGGUGAAUGGUGUCAGAAGGGAUACACUUGGAGUUACUACCCUUCAUAUCUGGGUGUAAACAAUGGAGAGUUUGAUGCUACAAACUGGAUAGGAAACAGAAAUGGGAUUGAAACGUCAAAAGCAGUUUUGCACUUUGACUAUAGAAAACGUUCUGACAUCAACAAACCAAACUCAUCACCCCAAACCGCCAUCAUCCCCAUGUUCAGAGUUCCUUCAAACUGCCACAGAAACAUCAACUUGUCGGUCUCUGACCCAGAUGGAGACGACGUUCGAUGCAGAUAUGCAGCUGAUCCAGAGUGUUUCACCUGCACACCUCCACCUGUCCUCAACGUUUCAUCAUCUUGUUCUCUGUCAUUCAGUCCCACUAACAGCAGCGCUGAAGGUCCGUAUGCGGUUCAGAUGGUGGUGGAGGAUUUUCCCAGACACAACGUCACUCUGACUGAUAGCUUUGGUGUUCAGUCGGUGAAAACUACCAGCGCUGCCAUCAGCAGAAUCCCUGUCCAGUUUGUUUUCAGAGUGGAUCCUGCAGCUCCGUCCUGCACAGAAGGUGAAUAUCUGCCCAGGUUUCUGCCUCCAACUCCUGAACAUGGAGCUCAGAUCCUCACCAACUUUAACCAGGCUCUGAAAAUCAGCAUCAGAGCAGAAGCAACCCAGGCUGAGAUCUCUGAGCUCCUGUUCAGCGGACCGCCCCGUUUAGCCAAGAGUUCAUCUGGAUCAGGAAACUUCACCCUGACAUGGACACCACCUGCCAGUGACGGAGGACUGAAACAAACUAUCUGCUUUGUUGUCCAGGCAAAUUCCUCCGGCUCUGUGUACCAGUCUGACCUUCGAUGCGUCUUUGUGACGACUGGAAACACGCCUGUUCCCCCUCCAACUACGGCUGCACCCACAUCACCACCACCACCCAGUUAUAGACUCAUGUCUAGUUUAACAACCCAACCUUCAGUUACCCCUCCACCAACAACAACUACACUCACAACUACAACCAGCCAACUCACCACAACUACAUCUCCACCACCAACAACUACACUCACAACUACAACUACAUCUCCACCAACUGCAACUUCGGUCACAACUACAACCAGCCAACCCACCACAACUACAUCUCCACCACCAACAACUACACUCACAACUACAACUACACCUCCACCAACUGCAACUUCGGUCACAACUACAACCAGCCAACCCACCACAACUACAUCUCCACCACCAACAACUACACUCACAACUACAACUACAUCUCCACCAACUACAACUACAACCAGCCAACUCACCACAAACCACCACAACUACACCUCCACCUACUACAUCUACGACUAUGCUGACUCCUACUACCAGUCUACUCCACCAACUGCACCCCCAAUUACAACCAGCCAAACCACCACAUCUCCACCAACUACAACUCUCACAACUGCAACUACACUCACAACUACAACUACACCAACUGCAACUUUGGUCACAACUACAACCAGCCAACCCACCACAACUACAUCUCCACCACCAACAACUACACUCACAACUACAACUACAACUACACCUCCACCACCAACAACUACACUCACAACUACACUCACAACUACACCUCCACCAACUGCAACUUCGGUCACAACUACAACCAGCCAACCCACCACAACUACAUCUCCACCACCAACAACUACACUCACAACUACAACUAGACCUCCACCACCAACAACUACACUCACAACUACACCUCCACCUCCACCAACUGCAACUUCGGUCUCAACUACAACCAGCCAACCCACCACAACUACAUCUCCACCACCAACAACUACACUCACAACUACAACUACAUCUCCACCACCAACAACUACACUCACAACUACAACUACACCUCCACCAACUGCAACUUCAGUCACAACUACAACCAGCCAACCCACCACAACUACAUCUCCACCACCAACGACUACACUCACAACUACACCUCCACCAACUGCAACUUCGGUCACAACUACAACCAGCCAACCCACCACAACUACAUCUCCACCACCAACAACUACACUCACAACUACAACUAGACCUCCACCACCAACAACUACACUCACAACUACAACUACAUCUCCACCACCAACAACUACACUCACAAUUACAACUACACCUCCACCAACUGCAACUUCAGUCACAACUACAACCAGCCAACCCACCACAACUACAUCUCCACCACCAACAACUACACUCACAACUACAACUACAUCUCCACCAACUACAACUACAACCAGCCAACUCACCACAAACCACCACAACUACACCUCCACCUACUACAUCUACGACUAUGCUGACUCCUACUACCAGUCUACUCCACCAACUGCACCCCCAAUUACAACCAGCCAAACCACCACAUCUCCACCAACUACAACUCUCACAACUGCAACUACACUCACAACUACAACUACACCAACUGCAACUUCGGUCACAACUACAACCAGCCAACCCACCACAACUACAUCUCCACCACCAACAACUACACUCACAACUACAACUACAACUACACCUCCACCACCAACAACUACACUCACAACUACACCUCCACCAACUGCAACUUCGGUCACAACUACAACCAGCCAAACCACCACAACUACAUCUCCACCACCAACAACUACACUCACAACUACAACUAGACCUCCACCACCAACAACUACACUCACAACUACAACUACACCUCCACCACCAACAACUACACUCACAACUACAACCAGCCAACCCACCACAACUACAUCUCCACCACCAACGACUACACUCACAACUACACCUCCACCAACUGCAACUUCGGUCACAACUACAACCAGCCAACCCACCACAACUACAUCUCCACCACCAACAACUACACUCACAACUACAACUAGACCUCCACCACCAACAACUACACUCACAACUACAACUACAUCUCCACCACCAACAACUACACUCACAAUUACAACUACACCUCCACCAACUGCAACUUCGGUCACAACUACAACCAGCCAACCCACCACAACUACAUCUCCACCACCAACAACUACACUCACAACUACAACUACAUCUCCACCAACUACAACUACAACCAGCCAACUCACCACAAACCACCACAACUACACCUCCACCUACUACAUCUACGACUAUGCUGACUCCUACUACCAGUCUACUCCACCAACUGCACCCCCAAUUACAACCAGCCAAACCACCACAUCUCCACCAACUACAACUCUCACAACUGCAACUACACUCACAACUACAACUACACCAACUGCAACUUCGGUCACAACUACAACCAGCCAACCCACCACAACUACAUCUCCACCACCAACAACUACACUCACAACUACAACUACAACUACACCUCCACCACCAACAACUACACUCACAACUACACCUCCACCAACUGCAACUUCGGUCACAACUACAACCAGCCAAACCACCACAACUACAUCUCCACCACCAACAACUACACUCACAACUACAACUAGACCUCCACCACCAACAACUACACUCACAACUACAACUACGCCUCCACCAACUGCAACUUCGGUCACAACUACAACCAGCCAACCCACCACAACUAGAUCUCCACCACCAACAACUACACUCACAACUACAACUACAUCUCCACCACCAACAACUACACUCACAACUACAACUACACCUCCACCAACUGCAACUUCGGUCUCAACUACAACCAGCCAACCCACCACAACUACAUCUCCAACACCAACGACUACACUCACAACUACACCUCCACCAACUGCAACUUCGGUCACAACUACAACCAGCCAACCCACCACAACUACAUCUCCACCACCAACAACUACACUCACAACUACAACUAGACCUCCACCACCAACAACUACACUCACAACUACACCUCCACCUCCACCAACUGCAACAUCGGUCUCAACUACAACCAGCCAACCCACCACAACUAGAUCUCCACCACCAACAACUACACUCACAACUACAACUACAUCUCCACCACCAACAACUACACUCACAACUACAACUACACCUCCACCAACUGCAACUUCGGUCACAACUACAACCAGCCAAACCACCACAUCUCCACCAACUACAACUCUCACAACUGCAACUACACCAACUGCAACUUCGGUCACAACUACAACCAGCCAACCCACCACAACUACACCUCCACCACCAACAACUACAACUACACCUCCACCAACUGCAACUUCGGUCACAACUACAACUACACCUCCACCACCAACGACUACACUCACAACUACAACUACACCUCCACCAACUGCAACUUCGGUCACAACUACAACCAGCCAACUCACCACAAACCACCACAACUACACCUCCACCUACUACAUCUACGACUAUGCUCACUCCUACUACCAGUCUACUCCACCAACUACAACCAGCCAAACCACAACAACAACUACACUUCCUGGAACCUCCAUCACAACCUCAGCGCUGGACGCAGGACCAUAUUAUGUUUUGGCUCUAAAUGCAAAGAUCUCCACCACACUGUCAAUGGAGACUGACUCUGGAACCAUCAUAAACCUGAUCGAAGAUGAGCUGAUAAGACAAGGACUGCCGUCAGACAUAAUGGUGGAGCUGCUCAGCAGUGGAGCAGUAAAAUUUACAACAGUCGCCCCCUAGUGGCUAAACAUGAGAAUGAAUUUGAUCUUGAAACGUGACUUUAUAUUUCUCGUUUUUCUUUAAUCUCUCAUCUGCAUCAUGGAGUUAUAGUUAUUUGAAUCAAUGAAAAUGAAAGUUUAUAAU